Conger conger (European conger) is the source of this 458-nucleotide messenger RNA. It is a transcript of the gene rpl37a, whose product is annotated as ribosomal protein L37a. The record is from RefSeq and is a predicted model, not a curated record. Gene Ontology annotation, cellular component: ribosome. Gene Ontology annotation, biological process: translation. Bases 75 to 353 code for a protein of 92 amino acids. Gene Ontology annotation, molecular function: structural constituent of ribosome. Lineage: Eukaryota; Metazoa; Chordata; Actinopteri; Anguilliformes; Congridae. The transcript is spliced from 4 exons.
UGCCUGUUGCCAAUGGUAAAACGCGGCUGCGCAGUCUUUCGGUCCUCUUUUGGACCCGCAACUCUUCCGGUAUUAUGGCGAAGCGCACCAAGAAGGUGGGGAUCGUGGGGAAGUACGGCACCCGUUAUGGGGCCUCCCUCAGGAAGAUGGUGAAGAAGAUUGAGAUCAGCCAGCACGCCAAAUAUACCUGCUCUUUCUGCGGAAAGACAAAGAUGAAGAGAAAGGCCGUUGGCAUUUGGAACUGUGGGUCCUGUAUGAAGACUGUUGCUGGUGGCGCAUGGACGUACAACACAACGUCUGCUGUUACAGUGAAGUCUGCCAUCAGAAGGCUGAAGGAGUUGAAGGACCAGUGAUUCUUCAGCAGCUCAGUGUUUUUGUACAGUUUCAGAGAUUUGACUCGGACACUGAAUAAGCUAUGUGACCAGUUUGAACAUCCUGCAAUAAAAUGGUCAUCGCAA